Molecule: messenger RNA, 1374 nt
Organism: Chlamydomonas reinhardtii
Lineage: Eukaryota; Viridiplantae; Chlorophyta; Chlorophyceae; Chlamydomonadales; Chlamydomonadaceae
Exons: 2
Coding region: 32-763 (243 amino acids)
Source: RefSeq, a predicted model, not a curated record
GUAACAACAAUUAGCCUGAUGGCUGUACCGAAUGCCCCGCUUGUCCAAAGAACCUAAAAAGGUUUCGAACGUGGAAGCGCCACAAGCCGCUCUGCCAACGCUAAAGCCUUACAAGACAAGUACAAACAAGGGUUUGACGGGCGACCAGUGGAAAACUGCAAAAGCCGCGACAUACCAAGCCCCACCGAGUGGCCUAGCUGCAGCCCUCUCAGCUGCCCUCUCACCAGUAACCGCCCUCAACGACCAGCCCUUUGGUGGCCGACGAGGCCGGAGGGCGAAGCGACGCACCGAGGCACAGGCGCAGCCGCCAGCAACAGACGAAGAACCACUGGGCGCAGGCGGGAGUGCCAGGAACGGCGAGCGGCGUGCUCAGGCCGACGAGCAACCGACCUUGGGCGCUGGCGGGAGCGCCAGACGCGGCAGGCGGCGCAGUUCAGCUCAAGAACAACGGCCCAUACAGCUAGCCAAUAACCAGGAGAGAGCAAAAAGGGUGCGUUUCGCCCCGGGGCCGCUGUCAGCGCCUGCGGCGGGCGCGGACGGGCACCCCACGCAGGAAGGGCGUGUUGCCCGCCCUGUGCGCUACCUGGACUCGCCCUUUUCGCGCGGCAAGAACGUGACAAAGAAGGACGUGCGGGAGCUGGAGGAGUGGCUGGAGGGGCCGGAGUAUGAGCCUAGCCUGACAAAGCUGAAGGUGCGGGUGGGGUUGCUGCCGGCGGCGCCGCUGAUGCGGCCACACGCGACGGCCACACGGCAACGCAGAUGAGGCUGCUGAAGUAGCAUGAGGCAUGGCGGCGUCAGAUUCAACCGUUGGACGGCUGCUUGUCACGGUGACGUUCCGCGGCCGACGGUGACAUGCCGCGGCCGUAACGGGCAGGGCUUUGCCCGCGCAGGCGAGGGGAGAUGGCAGUGUAUACGCCUGAUGUGGAGAGGGUUCUGUGCGUACGUUUGGAUACCUUUUGGGGCGCUGAAAUGCGCAUCCAGGCUGUGAGUAUGGGGAAUGCAAGCAGCAACUGCAAAGUUGGUGUCUCAGGCAACCGCAAUUGCCAGGGGCUGCGCUUGGGGCUGCGGCGAGUGGGGCUCACACACCACCACAUGCUGGCCACGAGGGCGUGAUAGCAUCUCCAGGCAUUGCUGCGUUGCCGCAGCGAUAGUGUAGCGUGCAUCAAUUGACGUUUGCUGUUGGCGGUGUUAAGUCACGGCGUUUGGGGCUGGCAGCGUGGCUUAUCUGGAGCACGCACACUGUGGACGCAGGGUGCCGCCUGCACGCGCUGGUCGCGAACGGAAUGAAAUCAAAGCGCGCAACGUGUUCUCAAUGGACCAUCAUGAUUCACCCCAAUCCAUUGUUACGUCAUGUCUGUCCGGUAUAUAGCCCCU